Benincasa hispida (wax gourd) is the source of this 1028-nucleotide messenger RNA. RefSeq names its product transcription factor bHLH19-like. Gene Ontology annotation, molecular function: protein dimerization activity. The record is from RefSeq and is a predicted model, not a curated record. Lineage: Eukaryota; Viridiplantae; Streptophyta; Magnoliopsida; Cucurbitales; Cucurbitaceae.
CUCAUCCUCAUAGAUCGUGAGAAAGUACACCAAAGUUCAUCAUUUUUCCCAUGGAAAUCUCAUCUGCAAAAUGGUUAUCUGAAAUGGAAUUGGAAUCUUCAUUCAUGAAUGAUUUGGAAAUGAACCCUUUUGAGUGCACAUUAGAGGAGCUGAGCAAUUUCCAAACAUUCUCCGACGAAAGCUACACAUCCCACAUAGAUCUAGAGAAUUCCGUACAAACUCCGGCGCCGCCGCCGGCAAAGCAGCCGAGGACCAGUAGUGGGAAGAGCCGUGAAGUUGCUUCGAUGGCGGCUUCUUCUUCGUCGUCGCAAAUCAUUUCAUUUGGAAACAUUGAUUUGUCUUCGGUGGUUGCUCAACCUUGCUAUGACAAUAACAAUAAUAAUACUCCAAUUCCAAAUUAUUAUUGUUCCCCAAAAAAUCAUGGCGUGGGAAUGAAGAGGUCUGCUGCUGCGGCUAUCAAUAAUAAUAAUCGCAGCCCUUUGCUUGCUCAAGAUCAUGUCUUAGCUGAAAGAAAGCGUAGAGAAAAGCUCAGCCAGCGAUUUGUUGCUCUUUCCGCCCUUAUUCCUGACCUCAAAAAGAUGGAUAAAGCCUCCAUUCUUGGGGAUGCAAUAACAUACAUCAAAGAUCUUCAAGAACGUUUGAAGGUUGCAAAUGAACAAGCAGCGAAAGCAACAGUGGAAUCGGCGGUGUUUGUGAAAAAAUCCGACGACAUUUCUACCAUCGUCGUCACCGACGAUUCCUCGGAGGAAAACAGCUCGUCAUCGGACGGAGCGAUUCCGGACAUAGAAGCAAGAGUGUCCGGGAAAGACGUUCUGUUGAGGAUUCAUGGCAAGAAAACCAAAGGGUGUCUUUCAAAUAUACUAAACCAAAUAGAGAAGCUUAAUCUAACAGUUCUCAACUCUAAUGCCUUACCAUUUGGCAAUUUCAGGCUUGACAUAACUAUUAUUGCUCAGAUGGAUGAUAAUUUUUCAAUGACAGUGAAGGAACUAGUGCAGAAACUAAGACAAGCUUCUCUUGAAUUCGUGUAA